Sciurus carolinensis (gray squirrel) is the source of this 5508-nucleotide messenger RNA. RefSeq names its product PAS domain containing serine/threonine kinase (gene Pask). Gene Ontology annotation, biological process: regulation of DNA-templated transcription; protein phosphorylation; negative regulation of glycogen biosynthetic process. The record is from RefSeq and is a predicted model, not a curated record. NCBI's taxonomy places the organism in Eukaryota, Metazoa, Chordata, Mammalia, Rodentia, Sciuridae. Gene Ontology annotation, molecular function: ATP binding; protein serine/threonine kinase activity. Gene Ontology annotation, cellular component: cytosol; cytoplasm; nucleus.
UUCCAGGGGCGAGCAGGGACCCGGCGAGGAGCUGCACGGAGGCGGCGUGGUGGCGGGGCGUCAGGCAGUGCAGGGACCGUUCCGCGCUCGUGGAUUCGUUUAUGUCCCGGUGCCCGCCUUGGAGGGGCGGAGGGGCUGCGGCCGGGCGAUCUUCUCUGGCUGUAGUUGCGGCCAGCAGCACGUGAUCCUCGGACUCGGGAGCCUCGCAGCCCUGUCUGCACUAUGGGCCCGGCGGCCAGAGCGACCACUGUCCCCAGUGCCCGCGGGCGGAUUCAUUCGUGCGAACGGCUGCUUUCAGUGGUCGAUCAGCGCAGGGUGGGAAGGGCCGCAGGCUGGCACCAGCGCCUUCGCCGGCCGCUCCCAGCCCGUGGAGGGUGCUGCCGCCCAGUUUGCCCUCGGUCUGUGACCCUGGUGUUGAGGACGAGGCCGCCGCGAGGCGAGCCGCGCGCCGCUCAUCUUCCUGGAUCUCACGGCGGGAGGAAAUGCCGUUCACCGAGCCGCGGGUCAGAGGCGCCCUUUUCUCUUGGCUCCUCCGAGGUGAGAGCUGUUGGAGGAGGGAGCUUGACACCUGGCCCACCUGCUACCAUGGAGGCCAGAGGCUUGCUGGCCUUCGAUGAUGACCGGAGGUGCCUGUCUGGGAGCCUGCCUGUGCCAGCGCCUGCUGAGGGCCCAGCUGCAGAGGCCACCUCUGAGUCCAGCAAGCCGUUCUCCUCAGCCCACAGACAUCUGAGCAGGAAGAACGGGCUUUCUAAGCUCUGCCAGAGCAGAAUGGCACUUUCUGAAGACAGAUGGAGCUCCUACUGCCUCUCAUCGCUGGCUGCCCAGAACAUUUGUACCAGCAAGCUGCGCUGCCCCGUGGCACCCGAGCACGUGGAUGCAGCUGGGUCUCUGGGCAGUGCGUCCUGCUGCUCCCUGUUGCGUGGCUUGUCUCCGGGGGGCUCUGCACCCCUGUUCCCAGCCCCUGUAUGCAACCCCAACAAGGCCGUCUUCACCGUGGAUGCCAAGACCACAGAGAUCCUGGUUGCCAAUGACAAAGCUUGCAGGCUCCUGGGCUACAGCAGCCAGGAUCUGAUUGGCCAGAAGCUGGCGCGGUUCUUCCUGAAGUCGGAUUCUGCUGUGGUGGAAGCCCUCAGCCAGGAGCACGUGGAGGCAGAUGGCCACGCCGCCGUGGUGUUCAGCACAGUGGUGGACAUUGUCAGCCGCAGUGGGGAGAAGAUUCCGGUCUCCGUGUGGAUGAAGAGGGUGCGGCAGGAGCGUGGCCUGUGCUGCGUGGUGGUCCUGGAGCCUGUGGAGAGGGUCUCAGCCUGGGUCGCCUUCCAGAGCGAUGGGACCAUCACGGCCUGCGACAGUCUCUUCGCUCACCUCCAUGGUUUUGCCUCUGGGGAGGAUGUGGUUGGACAGCGUCUCACAGACCUCAUUCCGUCUGCGCAGCUCCCUUCUCCUGGGCAGCCUGUGCCAAAGAGUCUGAAGAUCCAGAGGUCUGUCGGCAGAGCCAGGGAUGGCACCACCUUCCCUCUGAGCUUGAAGCUGAAGGCCAAGCCCAGCAGCCAGGAUGUGGCCAGGGUCCAGGAGGCCCCUGAGUCAGACUACUGGGCCUCAGUCUGGGUGUUCUGCACCAUCAGCGGGCUUGUCACGCUCCUGCCAGACGGUACCAUCUAUGGCAUCAACCACAGCUUUGCCCUGGCGCUGUUUGGCUACGGAAGGACAGAGCUUCUGGGCAAGAAUAUCACUUUCUUGAUUCCUGGUUUCUACCACUACAUGGCCCUUGCAUGUGACAGCUCUUCACAGCUGCCGGACCUGGCUGGCUGCUUGGACGUCCACAGCGAGAGUGGUCCUGGGCAGAUGAGCUGGCACGCAGCCACUGGAGCCCAGGAUCCAAAGGUGAACGGGAUACUUGCCGGUGACCACCUGCUGCCACAAGAUGAGACCCUGAAGCUGGCGAGAAGCCAAGAUGCAGCUCAGAUGCAGCAGGAAGUGCGAGCCCAGCUCCCUUCCUCCCCAUCAGAGCCCUUGCUGGGGGUAGACAGUAUCCCUGAGGGAAGCCCGCCAGCCCACGGGGAGCAGACAUCAUCCACAGACCAGCAAAGUGUCCCCAAGGGAAGCCCUCCAGCCCACAGAGAACAGUUGUCACCCAGGGACCAGCAAAGUGCCCCCAAGGGAAGCCCUCCAGCCCAUGGGGAACAGUCAUCAUCCACAGACCAAAAAAGUGUCCCUGAGGGAAGCCCUCCAGCCGACAGGGAACAGUUGUCACGCACAGACCAGCAAAGUGUCCCUGAGGGAAGCCCUCCAGCUGACAGGGAACAGUUGUCACCCACAGACCAGCAAAGUGUCCCUGAGGGAAGCCCUCCAGAUGACAGGGAACAGUUGUCACCCACGGACCAGCAAAGUGUCCCUGAGGGAAGCCCUCCAGAUGACAGGGAACAGUUGUCACCCAUGGACCAGCAAAGUGUCCCCGAGGGAAGCCCUCCAUCCCAUGGGGAACAGUCGUCAUCUGUGGACCAGCAAAAUGUCCCCGAGGGAAGCCUGCCAGCCCUUGGGGAACAGUCGUCGUCUGUGGACCAGCAAAGUGUCCCCGAGGGAAGCCUGCCAGCCCUUGGGGAACAGUCGUCGUCUGUGGACCAGCAAAGUGUCCCCGAGGGGAGCCUGCCAGCCCAUAAUAAACAGUCACUGUCUGAGAACCAGCAGAGUAUCUCAGAAGAAGGCCCAGUGACCCGUGGUGAAUCUUCAUUGCUCCAGGACCAGCAAGAUGACCCAGAAGGAGGCCCACCAGCCCAAGGUGACCAGUUACUGUUCUCAGACCAGGGAAGUGCUGCUGUGGGGAAAGAAGAGCCUGCAGCAACAGAGGACCCCAGGCAGGGUCCCUGUGGAGAAAGCAGGUCUGAGCCCGUGGGUACAAAAUCCGUGGGUACGGCUUCAUGUGAGGAUUCUGAGCCUUCAGACCCAGCUGAGGAUAGGGACAGUGCCCUGUGUCUGGAGGCUCAGCAGGAGCUGGUGGGUGUCCACAGCCCUAACACUGGCAGCCUCUGGGCUGACCCCCCCAGGCUGCAGCCACACAUGACGGGGCAGCUGGCAGGGGGAGGCCUCCCGACACACUGCCCUCUUUACAGGAGCGAGUGGGCCCUAGGGCAGCGAGGCCAGGGCCCGACCCCCAGCCCCUCCAGGAGGGCGGGUGUCUCCUUGGGGACGCCCACUCUGGAUGAGCCCAGGCUGGGGGCACAGAACGACCGAGAAGAGCUGCAGACUUGCUUGAUGAAGGAGAGGCUGCCGAAGCCUCUGGGCCACUCCUGCACUGAGCUGGUCCCAGCAGAGCACCCCUCCUCCACCCCAGUGUCCUUCUGCCACCUGGGAGGCAGAGACCUUCACAGCAGCCACCUGGGCAGCUCCUCGGCCUGCUACGCCUUGGCCACUGACCUCCCUGGAGUCCUGGAGCGGGUGGAGGUCCAGGAGGCCGAUGUGAGUUCUUACUCCUGGAACCUCAAGGAACUCUUCCUUAGUGAUCAGACCGGUGGCUCUCCAUCUCCUUGCUCCUGUGCCACACCUGAGCCCAAUGAGACGCCCUCUCCUUUAGUGGUGGGCUCUGAUGAGGACGUGGGCCAUCUCCACAGGCAGAGGCCAGGUAUCCUGGGUGACAGGGAACUGUUGCUACUGGCCGGCACCUACUUUGACCCUGGCGAAGGCCAGCAGUUCCAGGAAAGCUGUCAAGGGCACCAUCGGACAGAACCCUCUAGGAUUUGUCUAGUGUCCUCUGAAUAUCACGAAGCUCACGGCGUGGACAGCCCAGGCUACGUUCGUUCCACACAGGAUGUGAGCCCAGAGGAUAUGCACCCGACUGCAGAGGACCCAAGGCUGAGUCCACAGGUCACCUCCACACCUGUGGCACCCAGGGCUGCCAGCAUGCAGCAGCAGAUCCAGGAGGGCACCUACUCUGGGAGUUGCUACCACCGAGACGGACUGCGGCUGAGCAUACAGUUCGAGGUGAAGCGGGUGGAGCUCCAGGGCUCUGCGACCCUCUUCUGCUGCUGGCUGGUGAAGGACCUCCUGCAGAGCCACAGGGACGCAGCCACCAGGACCCGCCUGCUCAUGGCCAGCCUGCCCAGCUCCACCCACUCCAUGACCGAGCUCCCCGGACCCAGCCUCGGGGAGGUGCUCAGAGCCAAGCCCUGGUUCGAGGAGACGCCCACACCUGUGGAGCUGGCGGAGCUGGCGGCCUGCGAGGGGGCCUAUUCCCACAAGUACAGCACCCUCAGCCCCCUCGGCAGCGGGGCCUUUGGGUUCGUCUGGACCGCGGUGGAUAAGGAGCGGAACCAGGAGGUGGUGGUGAAGUUUAUUAAGAAGGAGAAGGUUUUGGAAGACUGUUGGGUGGAGGAUCCCAAACUUGGAAAAGUCACUCUGGAGAUUGCAAUUCUCUCCAGGGUGGAGCACGCCAAUAUCAUCAAGGUGCUGGAUGUAUUUGAAAACCAGGGCUUCUUCCAGCUGGUGAUGGAGAAGCACGGCUCUGGGCUGGACCUCUUUGCUUUCAUCGACCGUCACCCUGCCCUGGAUGAGCCCCUGGCAAGCUACAUCUUCCGACAGUUGGUGUCAGCGGUGGGUUACCUGCGCUCAAAGGGCAUUGUGCACCGGGACAUCAAGGACGAGAACAUUGUGAUUGCGGAGGACUUCACCAUCAAGCUGAUAGACUUUGGGUCCGCCGCCUACUUGGAAAGGGGCAAGCUGUUUUACACCUUCUGCGGGACGAUCGAGUACUGCGCCCCUGAGGUUCUCAUGGGAAACCCCUAUAGAGGGCCGGAGCUGGAGAUGUGGUCUCUGGGGGUCACGCUGUACACACUGAUCUUCGAGGAGAAUCCCUUCUGUGAAGUGGAGGAGACCAUGGAAGCAGCCAUACACCCCCCACGCCCUGUGUCCCAGGCACUCAUGAGUCUCGUGUCGGGGCUGCUGCAGCCUGCCCCUGAGCAGCGUACCACUCUGGAGAAGCUGGUGACAGACCCAUGGGUGACACAGCCUGUGGCGCUGGCUGCCUAUACCUGGGAAGAGGUGUGUCGACUGAGCCAGCCAGAGAGCAGCCUCCUGACCACUGCAAGUUUGGAGCGGGGCAGCAGGAUGAGUGAAGCACCUCGGGCUCGGGGGCUCUGCAGCCUUCCUGCCCCCGGGGAGGCCCCAGUGGCCAGUGCUGCUUGUGUCCUGAGGCCCCCUCCCGCCAGUUGGCUGAACACACACUUCCUGCUGCUUUUCUUCACUCAGUUUGGAGAAUCGUUCGGAUUUCAGGUCCCAUCUACUUAAAGAAAGUGAAUUCUCAAGAAUUGGGCCCAAUUUACCUUCUGAAAACUCAUGUGCAGCUUUGACCAGGGCCACACAGAAGCUGGUGCGCCUGUUCCUAGGGUUAUGAAGUAGACUUGGAUUCGUAUUCAAUUACUUUAUUAAAGGCCUUUUAGUUUGUGAGCUUAUAAAAGGAAGAGUGUUUUAAUUAUUUUGUGUGUUUGUGUGUAUAAAUAUAUAUAUUUUUUGUUCUGA